Messenger RNA from Arabidopsis arenosa, 579 nucleotides. Lineage: Eukaryota; Viridiplantae; Streptophyta; Magnoliopsida; Brassicales; Brassicaceae. The record is from the annotation of a GenBank genome assembly.
GAAUCCAGAGAGAGACCCAAGUUUUGAAAUCUAAAUUCUAUCUCUCUUUCUCUCUCGCUCAUCUCCAUCUCCAUCUUCUCUCUCGCUCAUCUCCAUCUUCAUCAGUGGAGACCAUCAGGACUCUCCAGCGCAGAAGAUUAUAGCGGGUGCAUUUCACCGAAAGCAUGUACGAAGUGACGGUUGCAAGAAAAAUCGACGUCGUGGAAAAGUGGAUUGGAGCAAUGGAGUGUGUUCAUGCUAAGAAACUCAUACGGAAUAAGCUUCUGGUUGGAAUCACCGUGCAGUGGAAGAUUGUUGCUUUUGCAAAUCUUCUCGAGAUCUGCGUCUGGAGCAAGGUCCUCAUCAUCGUGCUCUGAUUCAUUACGAGCCUCCCGACGUCGCUAGAUAGUUUUCUCAACCGCGAUAGAGGAGCCGUCAGUUAUAGUUAGUUAUCUUUUUUCUUGAAUUAUUUUUGUAAAUCGAGAUUGCAAAAUUGAUAUCACUUUAUUUAGAUUGUCCAAACUCGUAUCUUUUUAUAUGUCGCUGUAAUUUUUUUGCAAAUAACAGAUAUUUAAAAUGUUAUAAAUUAAUUUACAGUGU